AUGCCAGUACCACCGCCGCCAGCUCCUCCACCACCGCCCGCAUCGAGUUUACUGACUCCUCGAACAGCAGCACCAGUUAUGAUGGCGUCCAAAAGCAGAAACAACAACAACAACAACCGUGAGAAACUUUUGCAUGAAAUUCAGGCUGGCCUGAAAUUGCGCAAAACAGUUACCAAUGAUCGGUCAGCGCCAGUGCUCGGAGGAAAAGUUGUCGGCUCAUCAGAGAGUAAUGGUGGUAGUGCUAGCGCCGGAGGCGCAAAACAGCUAGCGACUGGUGGAGUUGGUGACCUUUUCGUGAAUGGUAUCCCCAAGAAGCCUUCUGACAAUAAGAGAAUGCAAGCAAACACUUUUAAGGGUUUGUUGCUUUUGGAUUUACCAAGUACAAAGACAAGUCCUCCGCCGCUGCCCAAACCUUUGAUUUCCGAAAAACGUACAGCAAAGCAAAUUACCCAUUCGGAGUCGUUGAAUCAGGUAAAAAUUUUUGCACUAAGCGUCUUGUUAAUGCAAGUUUUUUUAAAAUUUUUGAAGGCUCAAUUUUAUAAAUAA
Gongylonema pulchrum is the source of this 546-nucleotide messenger RNA. NCBI's taxonomy places the organism in Eukaryota, Metazoa, Nematoda, Chromadorea, Rhabditida, Gongylonematidae. The record is from the annotation of a GenBank genome assembly.